Poeciliopsis prolifica (blackstripe livebearer) is the source of this 3708-nucleotide messenger RNA. RefSeq names its product kyphoscoliosis peptidase (gene ky). The record is from RefSeq and is a predicted model, not a curated record. Bases 130 to 2655 code for a protein of 841 amino acids. NCBI's taxonomy places the organism in Eukaryota, Metazoa, Chordata, Actinopteri, Cyprinodontiformes, Poeciliidae. The transcript is spliced from 7 exons.
UAAACCUCCCCACCAACGACCGGGGACCAGUGAGAGCACACAGUGGAAACAUCAUCGGCCGGCAGACCGGCAGGCAUCCACCACACAUAAAGCAUUCUGAAAAGAAAGGAACACCAUGCCCCCAGCGUAAUGUCUGCCCAAGUUUCAUUGCACAAGUUCUCCUUUCCAUUUGCCUGCUCUGUAAGCCUUUCUUCUCAAGACAAGGUGACCCAGGAGGUACAGCUAAAGAACCCAGAAGUUCAUAAACUUAAAGAGAACCCAACAUUAGGGGAGGAGAACCGCAUUACAGUUGUACAGGCAUUUGUGAAGAAUGAGGACCGAGCUCUGGAGAGCACAAAACCUCCCGACGGGGGAGACACAGGUGCCGCCCGGCCCUGCGUCAGUCCAGAGGCCUCCCAGAAUGCCAUGGUUGCCAGGCAAAGCGUGGCAGAAAAUCUGAGAGUGGAGGGCGAGGAUCAACGUCCGGCAGCAAAGAGGCAGCUGUCCUCAGAGAGCGCAGCCAAGUCCAUCACAGCUGUGAAAAAAAGUGCACUGAGGAAGGAGCCAAAUGAACAGAAACACCUGCACCAGAAAGCACAACUGGGACAAGGAGGAGGAGUGAAAGCUGCUCUGCCAGGCAAAAGAAAGCAUCAGAAGAGCCUGUUCAAGAGCUCAGAGGUCUUCCACAGGCUGGACUCCCAUGUCAUCAGGGCCGGAGUGGAGCUGAAACUGAAGCGCGUGUAUGACGUGAAGACAAUUGUACAAAGCAUCACACAGGGAUGCAGAAACGAGCUGGAGCAACUACGCGCCAUCUGGGUGUGGCUGUGUAACAACAUUGAGUACGACGUGAGCGGCUAUCUGGGCCACACAGAAAAGCUGAGCUCCCCGGAGGAGGUGAUCGCGGCCGGCCGCGGGGUUUGCUGUGGCUACUCCAAUCUCUGUACAGAGAUGUGCAGAGAAGUGGGCAUCAAAUGCCAAGAAGUGCCAGGCCACAGCAAGGGCAUCGGUUACCGGCAAGGUCAUAGUUUAAAGAAUGUGAAGUCGGAUCACCUGUGGAACGCUGUGCUUCUGGGGGGGGACUGGUUCCUCCUGGAUGCCUGUUGGGGAGCUGGACGAGUAGAUAUGCAACAUGAAAGCUUUGUCAAAAGGUUUGAUGACUUCUAUUUCCUAACUGACCCAGAAGAAUUCAUCGAUUCACACUUCCCAGAUGAGGAGAAAUGGCAGCUCUUGGACAAGCCCAUCUCCAUUGAGGAAUUUGAACAAAGGGUCUUCAAAACCUCAGCCUUCUUCACCAUGGGGCUCAGCCUGAUAAGUCCUCUUCACUAUCAUAUAGUCACAGAUGAUGGGGAGGCAACCAUAUCCCUCGGUUUCUCAAAGCUGACAACAUUCACCUAUGAGAUUACUCAGCAUCAAGAUCUCCUCCACUGUGGAGCUUUAGAGCAGAAAGAGUCAAUCAAUUCCUCCUUUGGCCUUCUAACUGUCUCGCACAGGAGUAUGACGUUGCAGCUGCUGCCACCUGAAAGUGACACAUACGAUGUCAAAUUGUUUGCUAGAUCUGGAAGCGCUACAACUCCUCUGGUUUGGGUUUGCUCCUUCACUGUUGAGUGUCCAAACCCAAGGGCCACUGAGGACAUGCCAGAGAACCCUUUCCUGUCCUGGGGCCUACAGCCUUUUGCAGGAUCCUUGGGUGUCAUAGGCAGUUCCCAGAACAGUCAGGUUGCCGAAGUGGAAGAUGGGGUCUUUGACCUAGUGUUGAAGACUUGCCGGUCUCUAAUGGUGUUGUGUGAACUUGUCCAUCCACAAAUGGAAGGUGCUGUAGCCAGGUGCUGCCUGGCAACUCAGAUUCAACCAGAUAAACUCACAUGUCAUGUCUUGUGCCCAUUUCAUGGUUUCUACCGACUUUCAUUGUUUGUGCGGGACUAUGAGAAGACAGAAGACAAGUUCCAGAAUGCUGCAAAUUACCUAUUGCACUGCAAAGAGAAGGUUGUUGGAUUAGAAGAGCUGUUUCCUCCCAAUCUGGGCUCGGCAUGUGGGCCAGGAACCCGAACAGCAAAUGCAGGGCUAUCGAGAUUCAGCCACAACUCAGCCAUUGUGAGUACCCAGCAAGGCAAGUGUAACCUCACCUUCCACAACCAGCAGGACCUUGAGCUUCACUAUGUUCUCAGCAAAGAGAACAUAAACUCAAAUUUUCCACUUUCACGUUACGUGUUCUGCACCUACACAGACCGUAAGGUGACGGUGAGCCUCAGUCUACCCGAGGCUGGGGUGUAUCGGCUAGGACUCUAUGCCCGGAUCUCCACCGGAGGAGAUUUCAGCCCAAUGUGUGAUUUUGUUUUAAGGAACACCUCUCCUCAGAUAAGACCUCCAUUCCCCUGUGUCUACUCUGCCUGGGGGAAAGGAUGUGUACUGUUUGAGCCUCGUGUGGGCCUACUGGAGCCGCUCUCCUGGGUCCUUUUCAGGGUUCGGGUCCCUGGAGCCCUCCGGGUAAGUGUGGUGGGAGAGAGCCGAAUUGACCUACAACUGAACAAGAGCAGAGUGUGGGAGGGGGAGGUUUUCAGUGGAAACAGUCUUCAGCAGCUGAAACUGGCAGCUUCUUUAGGCGACUCCAGUGAGAUGUCCGUUUUGAUGAUGUUUGACGUAAAGCAGCUUCUGACUGAAGAUGCUAAUAAGGACUGACAAAACUCAGGAGUCGAGAGAAACCAGUCAAACUGUGAGCUCUUGUCUUUUAGGUUUAAGAGAGUCAAUUUUAGAACUAAAUAUUCGCAAUGGAAUUUAUGACUCGACUUUAAAGUGUGAAUAGGUGUGUGAGCUAUGUUCCAGUGAAGCUCUACAAGACAGUGACUGACUCCAGAUUAUUAUGGAGGUUCACCUCAUAUUUAUACAAGGCUUCUCCAACAGUUCUAGUGCUGGCCAUAAAAACUUGAAGAACCAUUAGCAGUAAUAUUUUCUCUUCUCAAUAACAUUAACUGUCUCAUAACUUGUGUGUAUGUUUUACCUUUUGUUCUUUUCCAAUCUGCUUCAGUUUAUUGGGAACAUUUUUUUUUGUGCAGUUUGCUAGACUUCCACUGGAGAACCUCAGUCAGACUGAGGGCUGGGUUUUUAUUAGACCAUUACCCUAGGUACCCCCCACCACCACUCCUCCUUUUGAGAGCCAAUCAGCUGUGGAUUUUCUGCUCUGUUCUGACUUACUGUUGUUGUCAGAUGAUCCAAUUUUAAAUCAGCUUAUCCAGUUGGUCAAAUAACCUCUAUUGACUCAGGAAGCCUGUGAUAUUCAGUUUUCAUGGUUGAUUCAAUGAGAACAAGAUGCGAAGGCCCCGCUGCUUCAGAGGAAGCAAACAUACAGACUUGUGCUUGACUUUCAGUAUGAGGUACUUCCUGUAAGAUGCUUUUAUUAUUAUUAUUAUUAUUAUUUUAUUAAACAUCUGCAUGUCUCCCCCAUCUGUCCCAUAUGCAUCUCACUGACCAUGCCUUUGUUAAAAAUGAAAAAAAAAAAAUACUGAACCAGUGGAGUAGGUGAUGAAUGCCAUUUGUCUGGCAUUAACCUAACUUUAUGACUGAGUAAAGACCAGAUGCAUUUCACUGUCAUAGUCUGUCUAAAGCUACAUAUUUAAAAAUGGUGCUAAGUGAUGUAGCUACAUCAAUCAAGAAUGCAUUGGUGUGUAGUGAGUGUGGUAUGUAAUGCUAAACUGCUGUUAAAAGGUAUGCAAUAAAAAUGCAUUGUGAAAAUAA